This is a messenger RNA of Prunus dulcis (almond), 1984 nucleotides long. RefSeq names its product cytokinin dehydrogenase 6. The transcript has 5 exons. The record is from RefSeq and is a predicted model, not a curated record. Gene Ontology annotation, molecular function: FAD binding; cytokinin dehydrogenase activity. The coding region runs from base 123 to 1712 and encodes 529 amino acids. Lineage: Eukaryota; Viridiplantae; Streptophyta; Magnoliopsida; Rosales; Rosaceae. Gene Ontology annotation, biological process: cytokinin metabolic process.
ACCAUUUAUUUUCUUGGCUCUUCUACACCUCUUCUUUUGCCUUUUACCCUUCCUUACAAAGAAACAACUAAAAGAUUAAACUCCUUCACCUUCAGCAGCCUUCAUCUCUUCUAACAGAAAAUAUGAGAUAUCCACCAGUUUACUUCCUUAAACAAAUGAACACUUUUAUCAUAAAAGGCUUCAUGAUCUUGUUCGUGAGCUGUGUAACAAUCAAAUUGAACCUUUGUUCUCCAAACACUCCCUCAUUGAAUACACUUCCCCUCGAUGGGCAUUUCAACUUUCAUGAAGUUCACCAUGCAGCCAGAGAUUUUGGCAACAGAUACCAGUUCCUCCCUAUGGCAGUACUACAUCCAAAAACGGUUUCUGACAUCGCCACUACAAUUAAGCAUAUUUGGGAUAUGGGUCCUCAUUCAGAGCUCACAGUUGCAGCUAGAGGCCAUGGCCACUCACUCCAGGGCCAGGCACAAACCCAAAGGGGAGUUGUCAUCAAUAUGGAAUCACUCGAGGGCCCUGAAAUCCAAGUUUACACUGGAAGUUCUCCAUAUGUGGAUGUCUCCGGUGGUGAGUUGUGGAUAAAUAUUCUGCAUGAAAGCUUGAAAUAUGGAUUAGCGCCAAAGUCAUGGACAGACUACCUACAUCUAACUAUUGGUGGUACUCUGUCUAAUGCUGGGAUCAGUGGGCAGGCAUUCCGGCAUGGUCCCCAGAUCAGCAAUGUCCACCAGCUGGAAGUUGUCACAGGAAAAGGGGAAGUUAUAAAUUGUUCAGAGAAGCAGAAUGAAGACCUAUUUCAUAGUGUUCUUGGAGGGCUUGGUCAGUUUGGCAUCAUAACCCGGGCGAGAAUAUCGUUGGAAGCAGCACCUGCACGGGUAAAAUGGAUUAGAGUCCUGUAUUCAGAUUUUGCGGCCUUUACCCAAGAUCAGGAGCAUCUAAUAUCUUCAGAAAAUACAUUUGACUACGUUGAGGGAUUUGUGAUAAUAAACCGGACCGGUCUGCUAAACAACUGGAGAUCAUCCUUCAAUUCAAAGGACCCGGUUCAGGCCAGCCAGUUCAAGUCAGAUGGAAGAACCCUCUUCUGCCUAGAAUUGGCCAAAUACUUCAACCUGGACAAGACUGACUUAAUAAAUGAGGAAGUUGAGAACUUCUUGUCUCGGUUAAGCUAUAUCCGUUCAACGCUAUUCAUGUCAGAAGUUGCAUACAUAGAUUUCUUGGACAGGGUACAUGUGUCUGAGAUCAAAUUACGAUCAAAAGAUUUGUGGGACGUUCCACACCCAUGGCUCAAUCUGCUAAUACCAAAAAGCAAAAUUCACACUUUUGCUGAAGAAGUCUUUGGCAGUAUCCUUACAGCAACAAGCAACGGCCCCAUCCUCAUCUAUCCAGUCAACAGAUCAAGGUGGGACAACAGAACUUCCGUAGUUAUACCGGAGGAACAUAUUUUCUACUUAGUGGCAUUCCUUACAUCUGCUGUUCCCUCUUCAACUGGAACUGACGGAUUAGAACACAUCUUAACUCAGAACAAAAGAAUUCUAGAAUUCUGUGAAACAGCCCAUCUUGGGGUCAAGCAAUAUCUACCCCAUUACACUACAAAGAAAGAAUGGCAGGCCCACUUUGGCCCACGCUGGGAAGCUUUUGUGCAGAGAAAAUCUGCUUAUGACCCUCUGGCAAUACUUGCUCCUGGACAAAGAAUAUUUCAAAAGGCAAUACCCUUCUCAUGACAGUUGCCACGUGCUAUAUUACAAAAGAAGAGGCCCUAAAGUCAUGUGGGAAUUUACCUUAACCAAAAAGGUUACGAGCUACUUUUAUAUUCACGAGCCUUCUCAUAUAAAUUAUGUGUCCUAGGAAGACUGGAAGGGCGUUAAGAGAAAGGGUAAAAUAUUUUAAUACAAACUGUAAAUCAUAGGUGUAAAGGGACUGGAGGAAAACCAGCCCUACAGAGGAUGUAAAUACUAAUUUUUGUAAAAUAUGGCUGAAUAAUCUAUUUCAUGAA